AUGUUCCCCAAAGCCCGCCCCAUCAUCACCAUCUCCCAGCCGACACAGGAAGCCGACCAUGAGGACCUCUCCUGCAGCUCAGAAACGAGGCGCGUCCUUGAAACUCUUCAACCCAACCCCAUCCCGCUGCACCAGACACUUGAGCCUGAGGUCAUGUCUGAUCACACUGGUAGCUCAUACGUCCCCCGUGUGUCUGGCGCUGCCAGCCAUCAAGAGGAGAGGAGUAAUGCUGCCUGCCACCCAUUUGAUCAUUGCAAAGACAACUCCAUAUACUUUGCCGUCCUUCUGCGGACACAUCUUGGCGACAUCAAGCAUAUCCUCGCCUGCUUAAUCGAGGGCAUAGAGGAGCACGUCUGGAUCAUAAUCGCCACCAUCAACAUCUCCGCCGUUCUUGAGUACAGGCACCCAAGCAGGAUACUAAGGAAGGCCUGCACGAUUUUCUCGGAGGACAUCAACGGUCCGGAGGUUGCGGCUGCGAUACACGUCAUGGUGAAGAAGGCGGCAGCUCUCAACGCUGACCUCCCGCCUGCUUUCAUUCAACAUAACCAGCUGACUUAUGAAAGGCUAUAUCUGCCGUGGUGGGGGGCAGAUUUCUUGGCGUAA
Messenger RNA from Cyclocybe aegerita, 603 nucleotides. The record is from the annotation of a GenBank genome assembly. NCBI's taxonomy places the organism in Eukaryota, Fungi, Basidiomycota, Agaricomycetes, Agaricales, Hemipholiotaceae.